CGCCGGCGCAGUGGGAGAUUGGGCAAGAUGGCGGCGGGGCCAGUUUGGAGAGAGAGCUGGGUGAUGCUGUAAGACACUCAGAGAGACAUACAGCAGUGACACUGCUAGAAGAAGCUGCGGUAGCCAGUGAUAGGCGUACGACACAACGGAACAGGCAAGGGGUCACAGCGAAGCUAACCCACACACACCGCCAGACCCGGGGAGGCGACCGGACAGUGCGGGACACAUGAGCCGGAGCAGUCCCCGGGAACCACCGGUAGCGGCGGCGGAGACAGUCGGGGGCCCCUGAGGGCCAGUACUCAGGAUGAAGUUCGCAGAGCACCUCUCUGCCCAUAUUACCCCCGAGUGGAGAAAGCAGUACAUCCAAUAUGAGGCUUUCAAAGAGAUGCUAUAUGCGGCCCAAGAUCAAGCCCCAUCAGUAGAAGUAACUGAUGAGGAUACAGUAAAGCGAUACUUUGCCAAGUUUGAAGAAAAAUUCUUCCAGACCUGUGAGAAGGAACUUGCCAAAAUAAAUACCUUUUAUUCAGAAAAGUUGGCAGAAGCUCAGCGACGCUCGGCUACCUUACAAAAUGAGCUUCAGUCCUCCCUGGAUGCACAGAAAGAGAGCAGAGCGCCAGGCCUCCGGCAGCGGCGAAAGGCCGUAUUCACCCUGUCGCAUGAGGAGCGAGUCCAACAUAGGAACAUCCGUGACCUGAAACUGGCCUUCAGCGAGUUCUAUCUGAGCCUUAUUCUGCUGCAAAACUACCAGAAUCUGAAUUUCACUGGCUUCCGCAAAAUUCUAAAGAAACAUGAUAAGAUCCUGGAGACGAGUCGCGGAGCGGACUGGCGCGUGGCUCACGUGGAAGUGGCGCCAUUUUACACAUGCAAGAAAAUCAAUCAAUUGAUCUCGGAAACUGAGGCGGUGGUGACCAAUGAGUUGGAAGCCGGGGACAGACAGAAAGCUAUGAAACGUUUGCGUGUGCCACCCCUUGGAGCUGCCCAGCCUGCACCAGCAUGGACAACUUUCCGAGUGGGACUGUACUUCGGGGUCUUUAUUGUACUGAAUUUGGCUGUUGUUAUCACUGGUGCCAUUAAGCUUCAAGGUUUAAAUGUGUGGCCCAUGGUGAGGAUUUACAGGGGGGGCUUUCUGUUGGUGGAGUUUCUCUUUCUCUUGGGAAUCAAUACAUAUGGUUGGAGACAAGCCGGUGUCAAUCAUGUCCUAAUCUUUGAACUCAACCCCCGGAAUAACCUCUCCCAUCAGCACCUCUUUGAGAUUGCAGGCUUCCUUGGGAUGCUGUGGUGUCUCAGUCUGUUGUCCUGUAUCUUUGGAUCCUACAUCAAUGUGUACAUGCAGGUGAAUCCUCUCAUGCUGUAUGGCUUCAUGCUGCUCUUCCUUGUCAAUCCCACUAAGACCUUCUACUACAAAUCUCGGUUCUGGCUUCUCAAACUGCUGUUCCGGGUAUUCACAGCGCCCUUCCACAAAGUUGAAUUUGCAGAUUUCUGGCUGGCUGAUCAACUCAAUAGUCUGGCUGUCAUCCUCAUGGACCUGGAGUUCAUGAUCUGCUUCUACAGCUUUGAGCUGGACUGGGAUUCACCAACCGGACUAAUCCACGAAGGUACUGGCAUAUGUAACACAUAUUCCUAUGGCGUGCGCGCUGUGGUUCAGUGUAUUCCUGCCUGGCUGCGCUUUAUCCAGUGCCUGCGGCGAUACCGAGACACCAAGAGAGCAUUCCCUCAUCUAGUCAAUGCCGGCAAAUACUCCACUACCUUCUUCAUGGUCACAUUUGGUGCUCUUUACAGUACCCACAAAGACCGUCAUCACAGUGAUUUUCAGGUGUUUUUCUACCUUUGGAUUAUCUCCUAUUUUGUCAGUUCCUGUUACACGCUUAUAUGGGAUUUGAAGAUGGAUUGGGGACUGUUUGACCGCAACGCAGGGGAGAAUACUUUCCUCCGGGAAGAAAUUGUGUACCCGCAAAAGGCAUAUUACUAUUGUGCAAUUAUACAAGAUGUAAUUCUCCGUUUCGCCUGGACCAUUCAGAUAUCUCUCACCACAUUAAAUCUCUUCCAAGAUGCUGGUGAUAUCAUCUCCACCAUACUUGCGCCACUUGAGGUCUUCCGCCGCUUUGUGUGGAACUUCUUCCGUCUGGAGAACGAGCACCUAAAUAACUGUGGUGAGUUCCGUGCCGUGCGUGAUAUUUCUGUGGCACCAAUGAACGCAGACGACCAAACCCUGCUGGAGCAGAUGAUGGAUCAAGAGGAUGGUGUGAAAAACCGAGCCAAGAGCAAGACCUGGAAACGCAGCCAGAGCAUUUCCCUUCGCAGACCCCGCUUGUCAUCACAGAGUAAGGCACGAGAUGCUAAGAUCCUGAUUGAUGACACUGACGAUGAAGCAAACACAUGAACUGUCUGACACAAUCAAAGUCCAGCCUUGGAGCAUUUCUAUCAGGCUGUCACCUCCCCACCAUUUUGGCUUAUCUUUGUCCUCUCUUCACCCCCCGCCGUCGCUGGGUUGGCCAUUUGCACGCUCGCCUUCCCCAGCCUAUUAUUUUUCAAUCUACGGACAGAGAGAGCUACGGACAGCCCUUUCCUCACCUGAGGCUACCAAAAUGGAAAGGACUCUCGGGAAGCUAAAGGGGAGUUUCCAACAAACACCCCAGUCCCAAACUACUUAAUCUCUUGCCUGAUUCUAAACGGACUUCAAUUAACUGACUUUUGCUUUUUUUUUUGCGCUGUGGUGCCACAUAUGCCGGCCCUUGCUGGUAAUGUUCUCUUUUUUCACAGCUGCUAUUUUCUUUGUCUUACAUCCCUUUACUUACCGCAGUUCUCUGCACCCCAACACAUUUUGUUUGCAAAAGCAUCAUGGAUAUUUGUGUUCCCACCCCCCAGCAGUGCUGGAUGGGGUCCCAAUGUUAAAGGGGCUGGGGGAGUGACCGACGUAUGAGGGGGCGCAUUCCCUUCAUUUACACCUUAAACAAUCCUUUGUUUUAAACCAAA
Messenger RNA from Spea bombifrons (plains spadefoot toad), 2973 nucleotides. RefSeq names its product xenotropic and polytropic retrovirus receptor 1 (gene XPR1). Bases 305 to 2380 code for a protein of 691 amino acids. Gene Ontology annotation, molecular function: inositol hexakisphosphate binding. The transcript has 15 exons. Gene Ontology annotation, cellular component: Golgi apparatus; plasma membrane; cytoplasm. The record is from RefSeq and is a predicted model, not a curated record. Lineage: Eukaryota; Metazoa; Chordata; Amphibia; Anura; Pelobatidae. Gene Ontology annotation, biological process: cellular response to phosphate starvation; phosphate ion transport.